This is a messenger RNA of Salvia hispanica, 1431 nucleotides long. Its product is annotated as apyrase-like. Gene Ontology annotation, molecular function: nucleoside diphosphate phosphatase activity. Lineage: Eukaryota; Viridiplantae; Streptophyta; Magnoliopsida; Lamiales; Lamiaceae. The record is from RefSeq and is a predicted model, not a curated record. Gene Ontology annotation, cellular component: membrane. Gene Ontology annotation, biological process: nucleoside diphosphate catabolic process.
GAGAGACAUAGAGAGAAUGUGGUUGGGAAGCGUGUCAAAGCUGCUGCUACUGUUGUCGCUCGUUCCAAAUGAGGGAGAGCAGCCGGAGAAAUAUGCGGUUGUUUUCGACGCCGGAAGCACCGGCUCUAGGGUCCACGUCUUCAAAUUCGACCAAGACAUGUCUCUCCUUCGGGUCGGCCAAGACUACGAGCUUUACAUGGCUAUUAAACCAGGUUUGAGUUCAUAUGAGAAAGAGCCCAAGGCUGGUGCUGACUCAUUGAGGCCCCUCUUAGAACAAGCGGAAGAAGUCAUUCCCCAGCAACUGCGAGCUACAACACCUCUUCGACUUGGGGCGACUGCCGGUCUUCGCCUACUACCGGGAACUGCUGCUCAAGACAUAUUGGAUGCGGUAAAAGAGCUAUUCAAAAGCCAAUCGAGCCUCUACUACAAGCCAGAAUGGGUGUCUGUUCUUGAUGGAACAGAUGAAGGAGCUUAUAUGUGGGUUGCAAUCAACUAUUUAGAUGGUAAGUUGGGCAAAAAAUACUCGAAAACGGUAGCAGUGGUCGACCUUGGAGGUGGCUCAGUACAGAUGGCUUAUGCUCUCUCCGACAAAGCUGCUGCUAACGCCCCUGCAUCAAAUGAUGUAGCCAAUAGAUUAGCUCUUGGAACUAAUUACAACCUUUAUUCUCACAGUUAUCUCAACUAUGGGUUGUUGGCUGCUCGUGCUCAAAAUCUGAAUCUUUCCGGUGCUGGCAAUCCAUGCAUCACUAAUGGCUAUCAAGGAACAUACUCCUACAGCGGGGUUGAUUACAAAGUAUCGCCUCCUCGUUCCGGCACAAACUUGUUAGGUUGUGUAGCGCAGGCACGAAAGUUGCUUAAGGUGGACGCACCCUGCGCCAACAAGCCUUGCUCCUUUGGCGGCGUUUGGAAUGGUGGAGGCGGUGAUGGCUUCGACAACUUGUACGCAGCAUCAUUCUUUUACGACAUGGCUAUGGAGGCUGGAAUCGUUGAACCAAAUGUUAAUAUAACACAAGUUCGUCCAUAUGUAUACCUGAAAGCAGCAAAGAAAGCAUGCAGUGCCAACGUGGACAAUAUCAAGACUAUAUUUCCUCAACUUGAAGAUUAUGAUGUGCCGUUUCUGUGCAUGGAUCUCGUAUACGAGUAUAUUAUGCUCGUUGAAGGUUUCGGCAUCAAACCAACAAAGGAAAUAACAGUUGUGAAGAAUUUGGAGUACAAGGAUUCGUGGAUUGGAGCAGCCUGGCCACUUGGCUGCGCAGUUGAACUUCUUUCAUGAGCUUUCAAUAUUGGAUUAGAAAUCCAAUCUUCCUCUUGGACUUUAUUUUCACAUUACCAAUAAUUCAGUACUAUGUGUAUUGUGGGUUGUAUGUCAGACAUGCAAUGUAUGUUAUCUUAUAUUCCCUCCGUUCCAUAAAAAUAUGUGCACUUUCCAUU